Molecule: messenger RNA, 1160 nt
Organism: Acanthopagrus latus (yellowfin seabream)
Lineage: Eukaryota; Metazoa; Chordata; Actinopteri; Spariformes; Sparidae
Gene: atpsckmt
Product: fATP synthase c subunit lysine N-methyltransferase
Exons: 4
Coding region: 286-984 (232 amino acids)
Biological process (GO): peptidyl-lysine trimethylation; positive regulation of proton-transporting ATP synthase activity, rotational mechanism; regulation of mitochondrial ATP synthesis coupled proton transport
Cellular component (GO): mitochondrion
Molecular function (GO): protein-lysine N-methyltransferase activity
Source: RefSeq, a predicted model, not a curated record
CCUCACGGACCAGUAACAGCGCUGCACAGGUCACUUUUCGAAUGCAUGCAUGGAUGGUAAAUAGCAGGACAUCACUUUGGUGCCAGCAACGUCCUUAGUUUAAAAUAAUUUGUUUUGAACCUUUGACGUGGCGGGUAGCAUAAUCGGCUAAUGGGGGACGUUCAUGACGUUUACCUUGUGUUGUUAGCAUGCACAGCUAACCUGUAGCAGAGUCCCAGCUGUCAUUCAGUAAUUCAAGUUCAGCUAAUGACAGCUAAGGUGAAACGCUUAAUGUAAGUUAGCACCAUGUCACAACCACAGGCAUUUGUCCCUCACUCGGCACCGGCAGGACACUUACAGAGCGAUAUAAAAGAGGCAAAGAGCAGAAGUCGGCUGGGGGUCAUCGUCACGGGGGUGCUGGGAGGGUCGUUGGUCGCCCUGUACGCGGUGGCUGCUCCGUUCGUCACCCCUGCCCUGAGGAAAGUCUGCCUCCCGUUUGUCCCGGCGACCACACACCAGGUGGAGAAUGUCCUCAGGGUGCUGCGAGCCAGGUCAGGCACCCUGGUGGACAUUGGGAGCGGAGAUGGAAGAAUAGUGAUAGCAGCAGCCAAGCAUGGCUUUCAGGCAUCAGGCUUUGAACUGAACCCCUGGCUGGUGUGGUAUUCUCGCCUCAAAGCCUGGAGAGAGGGAGUCCACCACUCAACAUCAUUCCACAUCUCUGACUUGUGGAAGGUCAGUUUUGCUCAGUACUCAAAUGUUGUCAUCUUUGGAGUCCCCCAAAUGAUGGAGCAGCUGGAGCUGAAGCUGGCCACAGAGUUACCGAAUACAGCCAAGGUGGUGGCCUGCCGCUUUCCCUUCCCCACUUGGGUUCCUGAACAUACCGAUGGGGAGGGCAUAGACACUGUGUGGGUGUACGAUGCCAAGACCUUUAAAUCACACCUGCAGCAUGGAACAUCACAGAGGACAACACCAGAGGACAAGGACAAACCAGAUUCACACACAUAAAUUCCAAAUACUUGGAUCUUGUUAAGUUGUCCUCAUUUGUUGCCAUAAUGGAAUGGUGUAUUUCUAUUUUUGGACCUGACGUGCUACAAAUGUAAAUUAUUGUUACAUCAAUAUCCAAUUUUAAGGUUGAGCCUGAAAAACGUAGGAACAAUAAAAUGCUUGAUACUGGCACUGAC